This is a messenger RNA of Rhopalosiphum padi (bird cherry-oat aphid), 1065 nucleotides long. RefSeq lists its product as uncharacterized. The record is from RefSeq and is a predicted model, not a curated record. The coding region runs from base 1 to 1065 and encodes 354 amino acids. The transcript is spliced from 2 exons. Lineage: Eukaryota; Metazoa; Arthropoda; Insecta; Hemiptera; Aphididae.
AUGUCAAGUACUGAUUUUGAAUUUUUAAUUAAUUUAAUUGGCCCAAAAGUCAUAAAAGAAAACACAAAUUUUCGGGAUAGUAUUUCUGUAUCGGUGCGUUUAGCAAUAACUUUACGAUUCUUAUCUACUGGUGAUUCAUAUCAUUCUUUAAUGUAUACGUUCAAAGUAUCAAAACAAUUAAUAUCACAGAUUGUACCUGAAGUAUGCGAAGCAUUAAUAACUGGCCUCCACACUUAUAUAAUGAUGCCAUCAGAUAUAAAUAGUUGGCUCAAAAUUGCUUUCGAUUUCGAAGAAAAAUGGAACUUUCCUCAUUGUAUAGGCGCCCUUGAUGGAAAACAUAUUUUAUUACAAGCUCCAUUUAACACCGGAACCGAGUUUUUUAACUAUAAAGGCCACUUUAGUAUUGUUUUAAUGGCACUUGUUGACGCGAACUACUCGUUCACAUACGUAAAUGUUGGCUGUCAGGGACGUAUUUCCGAUGGCGGUGUAUUGAAAAAUACUGACUUAUGGAAUGGUUUGAUAAAUAAAUCACUAAAUCUACCUCAACCUAUAAGUUUACCUGGUAGAGCUAUUUCUAUACCAUACGUUAUAGUGGCUGAUGGUGCAUUUGCACUAGGUGAGAAUAUAUUAAAACCAUAUCCAGGACACCAAAUGAAAGGAAGUAAAGAGAGAAUUUUUAAUUAUCGAUUAAGCAGAGCACGCAGGGUAUCAGAAAAUGCUUUUGGCAUUAUGAGUUCUAUAUUUAGAGUACUUAGAAAACCUAUGUUACUAAGUCCAGAUAGAGCAACAUCAGUUACUCUUGCAUGUGUUUACUUACACAAUUUUCUUCGCGCUAGUAAAACAUCUAAAAACUCUUAUACACCACAAGGAAGUCUUGACGUUGAUAAUGAAUCAGGAGAAAUUAUACCUGGAUCAUGGAGAACACAUUCAAAAAGUACAUCAUAUUUACCUCUCUCACGUAUUGGACGCAAGUCGGGAAGAGAUCCAAAAGCUAUAAGAGACGAAUUUGCGACAUAUUUUACAAGUGAACAGGGAAGUAUUCCUUGGCAAGAUGAAUACGCAUAA